Molecule: messenger RNA, 1702 nt
Organism: Cephus cinctus (wheat stem sawfly)
Lineage: Eukaryota; Metazoa; Arthropoda; Insecta; Hymenoptera; Cephidae
Gene: Tat
Product: tyrosine aminotransferase
Exons: 11
Coding region: 301-1596 (431 amino acids)
Biological process (GO): biosynthetic process; aromatic amino acid metabolic process
Molecular function (GO): pyridoxal phosphate binding; L-tyrosine:2-oxoglutarate transaminase activity
Source: RefSeq, a predicted model, not a curated record
AAUCGUGAGCAUGAUACUUAAUGCCUUGGGGCAGAUCAGAUCAUCUACGUAGCAAAAUCGAAAUCCAUAAUGUUUAAUUACAAACGGAGGUGUGGAACCUGCCGACCAAUCGGAAUCUUCUUCCAGGAUCGUCAGAGGAUUUCAACUGUUUCCACAUCCCGUUUUGGUUCAGUGAUCGGGAAACAAGCAAACCUUCGUUAUACUUGUACCUAUCGGCACUAGAAAGCGCACAAGUGUUCGUAGUGUUCCGAAAAUUUCGUUUUAUAUUUUGAAAAUAUAUAUAUAUUUUUUUUUUUCAAUAUGUCUUCGAAAAAUUACACUCGCACACGGUGGGACGUUCAGGCGUCGGAUAUUGCAAGAAAAACUCACAAUCCCAUCAGAUCGAUCGUGGAGAAUAUCGUUAUCGAACCGAAUCCCAAUAAGAAUAUGAUAGCUCUAUCUAUUGGUGAUCCCACAACGUUUGGAAAUUUAAAAACCGCUAAGGAGGUAAUCGACGCUGUACAGGAGAGCGUCGCGUCGCAAUUAUACAACGGUUACGCACCUAGUACAGGGUAUCAAGAAGCAAGAGAGGCGGUAGCUGAGUACAGUUCGAACGAGUUUGUCAAAGUCGAUCCAAACGAUGUCAUACUCUGCAGUGGAUGUUCCUGCGCUUUGGAUUUAUGUAUCACUGCGCUGGCACGACCGGGACAAAAUAUUUUGAUACCGAGACCUGGUUUUUCGAUUUAUCGUACCUUGGCAGAAGGUCUAGGUAUUACAGUGAGGUCCUAUAAUCUUCGUCCAGAUUCAGGUUGGAAAAUCGAUUUGGACGACUUGGAAUCAAAAAUUGAUGAAACGACAGCUGCAAUUGUUAUAAACAAUCCAUCAAAUCCCUGUGGAUCGGUAUUCGAUCGUGAUCAUUUAUUGGACAUUUUGGAUAUAGCGGCUCGAUAUUACGUUCCGAUUAUAGCCGACGAAAUAUAUGAACACAUGGUAUUUCCGGGUCGGACAUUUUGGUCGUUAGCUUCCUUGUCCAAGGAAGUUCCUAUAUUGUCCUGCAGUGGACUCACCAAGAGGUUUCUGGUACCAGGCUGGAGAAUGGGCUGGAUUACAAUUCACGAUAGGCAAAAUAUUCUCGACAGGGAGGUUCGCAAAGGACUGCUGUCUUUGAGUCAACGUAUAAUCGGUAGCAAUACUAUCGUACAGGGUGCUUUGCCAGCGAUAUUAAGUAAAACACCACAGAAAUUCUAUGACGACGUAAUACAUACACUAUACACACAAUCAAAACUCGCUUACAAGUGUAUCAUUAAGGUACCAGGCUUAAAGCCUAUAAUGCCAGACGGCGCCAUGUAUAUGAUGGUGUACAUAGAUCUUGGCUGCUUUCCUGAAUUUAAAACCGAGCUUGAAUUUGUGCAAUGCUUGCUCAUGGAGGAGUCUGUAUUUUGUUUACCAGGCCAGUGCUUUGAUUAUCCCUCUUAUAUGAGAAUGGUUAUUACUGUGCCGGAAGAUAUGCUGCAGGAAGCCUGUUUGAGGAUCAAUGAUUUCUGCGAGAGACAUCAUUGCAAGACGUCCCAUGAGAUCAUUAGGAAUUCUCUUCGGCGCGUGGAAAUACCUUACUAAUUCAUUCUGGAUAUUUGUUCAUUUAAUUAAUUGUUAGUUUAUUCAUGUACAUACAUACGACAAUGCUUCCACCAAAAAUAUUAAUUAAUUCUUUUUUAUUCACGUA